Molecule: messenger RNA, 1539 nt
Organism: Aspergillus tanneri
Lineage: Eukaryota; Fungi; Ascomycota; Eurotiomycetes; Eurotiales; Aspergillaceae
Product: M18 family aminopeptidase
Exons: 1
Coding region: 1-1539 (512 amino acids)
Biological process (GO): proteolysis
Cellular component (GO): fungal-type vacuole
Molecular function (GO): metalloaminopeptidase activity; zinc ion binding
Source: RefSeq, a predicted model, not a curated record
AUGACCAAGAAAAGUGUUCUUGAUCUCCGGGACCCUGCCAUGGCUUAUCGUCUGUCUGCUCGGCGCCUCGAGGAGUCGUACAGUUACAGUCCAGCUGCUUCAGCUUCCCCUGGAAAGAGCACUGUCUCCCCAGAAGACUAUACCAAACCAUACUGUGAUUUUAUGACUGCCAAUCCCACUAUUUUCCAUGCGGUCGACAGUUUUACGCGACAACUGGAGAGGCACGGUUAUCAACGCCUACCAGAACGGGAGCCCUGGACCUCCAGACUAGAACGAGGGGGUAAAUACUACUGCACGCGGAAUUCCAGCGCAUUUAUUUCCUUCUCCAUUGGCAAGGACUACCAAAGUGGCAAUGGCAUGGCUAUUAUCGCCGGCCACAUAGAUGCCCUCACCGCCAAAUUGAAGCCCGUCUCCAAGCUCCCCACGAAGACGGGCUUCCUCCAGCUCGGGGUAGCCCCGUACGCCGGCGCGCUGAGCGAUACCUGGUGGGAUCGCGACCUUUGUAUUGGAGGUCGUGUCCUGGUGUGCAACCCAUCCAGCGGCAAGGUCGAGUCCAAACUCGUCAAAUUGGACUGGCCAAUUGCCCGGAUCCCAACCCUUGCUCCCCAUUUUGGAGCUCCCGCGCAGCCACCCUUCAACAAGGAGACCCAAAUGGUCCCCAUCAUCGGCAUUGAUAACUCCGAUCUUUUCCACCAGCAGAUCCAGUCCGCAUCUGCUGCUGCCAGCGGGAUCGAGCCGGGCACAUUUGCGGCCACGCAGCCAGAGAAGUUGGUCAAGGUGAUCUCGGCCGAGCUAGGUAUCACGGACUACAGCACGAUCCUGAGCUGGGAGCUUGAGCUCUACGACAGUCAACCAGCGCGAGUCGGUGGCCUCGAGAAGGAUUUCAUCUUUGCCGGUCGGAUCGAUGACAAGCUCUGCUGCUAUGCUGCUCAGGAGGCUCUCAUAGCUUCCGCUGACGAUACGUCAACCGGGUCCGUCAAGAUGGUAGGCAUGUUCGAUGACGAAGAGAUCGGCAGCUUGCUUCGCCAAGGAGCACGAUCCAACUUCAUGAGCAGCGUGAUUGAGCGCAUCACGGAGGCCUUCGCGCCGACGUAUGGACCCAAUGUAUUAUCACAGACCGUCGCCAAUAGCUUCUUCGUCUCCUCGGAUGUCAUCCACGCUGUGAACCCGAACUUUGCCAACGUCUAUUUGGAAGACCACGCGCCUCGUCUGAACGUCGGCGCGGCCGUCUCCGCCGAUUCAAACGGCCACAUGACGACGGACAGUGUGAGCUACAGCUUUAUGAAGCGCAUUGCCGACCGCUGCGAUUCAAUCUUGCAGGUCUUCCAGAUCCGGAAUGAUUCCCGUAGCGGGGGGACGAUUGGACCGAUGACCAGCGCUCGCAUUGGCAUGCGAGCCAUUGAUGUAGGGAUCCCCCAGCUGAGCAUGCACAGCAUCCGCGCUACAACCGGUAGCUUGGACCCCGGCUUGGGGGUGAAGCUAUUCAAGGGUUUCUUUGACCAUUUCGAGGAAGUUGAUAAGGAAUUUGCCGACUUCUAA